AUGCAGGAAAUCAAAGAACCAGACAACCACCCAAUUGGUUCACUGAACAUUCAUUGGAAGAUGAGCCAGAAAAAUCAAGCCUGGGUGGACAAAAUAAAAGUUUCUUCGGGAAUGUGGCCGAGAAACUUCGGAUUAACCCGCCCGCGUCAAAAACUGCUGUUGGCAGCAGAAGAAUCAGCCAAACUAGACAGACUUCCUGAUGAAAUCUUUGUGAAAGUUUUUUCAUUCCUUCCUCUACGAGAUCUUCUCUCCUGCAAGAAAGUUUCGAGGCAGUGGGAGAAAAAUGCGAGCAAUCCGGCGUUAUGGCGGAAGUUAAAUUUUGCUGUCCAGAACAGGUUCAGGGAAGACGCCUUACUUGCUCAUUGGAUUGGUUCGAAUGUCAAGCAGCUGACCGUGAAGAUUGAUAAGGACUUGAAUAGCUACUUGACUCUGAUUUCCCAAACAUGCCAAAAUGUGGAAACCCUGAAGCUGUUUUCGUUCUGGGAGCAGAUUCCAGCUUCUCAGUUGCUGGAGGUGGCAGAGAACUGUUCUCACUUGAAGUGCCUCACCAUUGUUGGCUGCGAUUUGUCUGAAGCUUCUCUGGCUGCUUUAGCCCAGUUCCCCACAUUAGUGAGCUUGACCAUCAGGAAAUCCAGUCACCUCGCACCAAAAAGUGCGGAUCCUCUUCUAGAGGGUCUGUGCAGACAACCAUCACCAGUUUUUGAUGAGGCAGACUUGAUGAAAAGUGGACAGCAGAAGAGAGGACAUCUGAUUGAAUUGGACAUUGUUGAUCAUCCAGCGAGUUCCACUGCAUUGUUGUGUUUCCAGAGAAUGAAUGGUAGGAAGUUGAACAAGUUGGGAUGCAGGAUAGCCAGGGCACAGGAGGCAGUUACUGUUGCCAAAAUGGUGGAUGAAAAUAUGGACACGCUGUAUUUGCGCUACUUUGAAACUCCUUUGUCUGCAUUUGUGAAUGGGUGCAAAGCGGAGAAUUUGGUUGGUUUGAAAAAGCUGCGUAUCACUUGCCAGGGUUUACUCCAAGUCUUCCAAGGUAAUUCCGCCAUUUUCAUCAACAGCCGCCUUCACAGGCGCCAAUGUGGCGGCUGUGUCAACGUGGUUGUGCCAAUGUGGCGGCUGUGCCAACGUGGUUGUGCCAAUGUGGCGGCUGUGAAGGUGGCCAUCAAUGAAAAUGGCGGAAUCACCUUGGAAGACCUCAAGGCAACCCUUGGAAUUGAUGCCAGAACCCUCAAUUGCUACGCCGUGAGCCUGGUUUCCCUCCUAACCCUUCUGCCAAACCUCACUCAUUUUGCUCUGGAAGCUGACUGGGCACCCAACCGACGUGACAUGGACGCACUUCCCGACACGUUGCAAUUGCUGUUCCUGUCGGGUGUCGCAUCAGUUCCGGUCGACGACGCGGUUCGGACUUUGACUCGGUUGACGCAACUGCGAACUGUUCAACUGACGACUCCUCCGGAUUUAACGGAUAAGCUGGUGCAAGUUCUCGCCCAAGGAUUAACCAAGUUGCGUUUCGCAAAGUUUUUGUCUGACGAGCAUUUGACUCAGAGGAAACGAGACUUGCUGGCAACGGUGGCCAAGAACAAGAGGAAGUCGGCCGCGGAAAAAGUCAUUCUCACCAUAUUGCCCUUGCUUCAAAAGUUCAGUGAGUCGAACGCCGCGGUUCAACAGUUGCUGUGUGGCGGCAUCCAAGUCGGAACCGAACUGCGCAAAAGCUGCCACUUCACGGUACUGGGCCAACUCGAGCUUCAUACUUCCGGCAACCUGCUUCAUAGCCUUUGUUUGGGCAGCAGAACCGACACGCGACACAGAAAGACCGACAUUGAUAGCUGGUCGGAUGCCCUUGUAGAAUAA
Molecule: messenger RNA, 1845 nt
Organism: Notodromas monacha
Lineage: Eukaryota; Metazoa; Arthropoda; Ostracoda; Podocopida; Cyprididae
Source: the annotation of a GenBank genome assembly